Messenger RNA from Epithele typhae, 330 nucleotides. RefSeq lists its product as uncharacterized. The coding region runs from base 1 to 330 and encodes 109 amino acids. The transcript is spliced from 2 exons. Gene Ontology annotation, cellular component: cytoplasm. Lineage: Eukaryota; Fungi; Basidiomycota; Agaricomycetes; Polyporales; Epitheliaceae. Gene Ontology annotation, biological process: mitochondria-nucleus signaling pathway; regulation of nitrogen utilization; negative regulation of transcription by RNA polymerase II. The record is from RefSeq and is a predicted model, not a curated record.
AUGAUCGCCCAUUUUCCGUCCCCCAUCCUCUCCGUCGCCGCCGAUGUCGUCAAGGACCUCGAGGGCGAGGACGCCCUCUGCAGUCUCUGGGCCCUAUUCACAAAGUGCAAAGACUCGCUCAACGACGGCCCCCGCCUGGAAAACAUCUCCUGGAGGUUAUGGUACCGCGAGAUGGCGUCCGCGCAGAGCACCCCCUCGUCUUCCCCCGGCACGCUCUCCCCGUCGUUCUCGGAGAAGAGGAGUCCUUCGCCUAUCACUCCCGUAUCGGAGGACGGCAUUGUUGCUCAGCAAGGUACGCGUUUUCUUCUCCUGCGAUGCUCUCUGCGGUAG